This is a messenger RNA of Syngnathus typhle (broad-nosed pipefish), 2401 nucleotides long. RefSeq names its product phosphatidylinositol 5-phosphate 4-kinase type-2 gamma. The transcript is spliced from 10 exons. The coding region runs from base 216 to 1481 and encodes 421 amino acids. Gene Ontology annotation, molecular function: phosphatidylinositol kinase activity. NCBI's taxonomy places the organism in Eukaryota, Metazoa, Chordata, Actinopteri, Syngnathiformes, Syngnathidae. Gene Ontology annotation, biological process: phosphatidylinositol metabolic process. The record is from RefSeq and is a predicted model, not a curated record.
ACCGCCGGUAAACUAAAAGUAGAAAACGAAGAAGAAGCUUUCAACUUUAUUGGGGAUGAAUGUUCACGACUAAUGUAGAGAGGGUUGUUUUGAAACGUCAAGUGCGUUCAAGUUGCGUGAGUCCGUGUGACACAUCGGUUCGGAGGUCGACAGCUGACUUCUGGUUGUACUCUGUCCUUUGCUUGAGCAUCAUUUGGUUUAGCUGAGCGGCGAUAAUGGCUUCGCUGGGGAACUCGGCGGCCGCCUCGUCGAAUAGCAGCAGCCCCAUGGUAGUGCUGGUACCCCAAACCAAGACGAAAAAGAAGCACUUUGUCCAGCAGAAGGUCAAAGUGUUUCGAGCCAGCGACCCUGUCCUCAGCGUCUUCAUGUGGGGCGUCAAUCACUCGAUUAAUGAUCUGAGCCAGGUUCCAGUGCCUGUCAUGUUGCUCCCCGAUGACUUCAAGGCCAACACAAAAAUCAAAGUGAACAACCACCUCUUCAACAAAGAAAAUCUUCCUGGACACUUUAAAUUCAAGGAAUACUGUCCUCAAGUCUUUAGAAAUCUUAGAGAACGCUUUGGUAUAGAAGAUCUGGACUAUCAGGUGUCUUUGACCCGCAGCCCCCCAACGAGAAGUGUCAAUGACCAAGGGGAGGGGCUGCUCCUCAACUCCUACGACCGCACACUGAUCGUCAAGCAAAUCUCUGGCGAGGACGUGGCCGACAUGCACAACAUACUAUCGGAUUAUCACCAGCAUAUAGUAAAGUGUCACGGGAGUACCCUGCUGCCUCAGUUCCUGGGAAUGUACCGUGUUAGCGUGGAGAGUGAAGAGACCUAUCUGAUUGUCAUGAGGAACAUGUUCAGCCACAGAUUGGUGGUACACAGGAAGUAUGACCUAAAGGGUUCACUGGUGGAUCGGGAAGCAAGCGACAAAGAACGAGGUAAAGAGCUUCCCACCUUUAAGGACAAGGACUUCAGGAACAACAUGCAGAAGGUGUACGUCACAGACGAGCAAAAAGAGAAGUUCAUAGAGAAACUUAAUCGAGAUGUGGAAUUCCUGGUGAAGCUGAAGAUCAUGGACUACAGCCUGCUGCUCGGUAUCCACGACGUCGGCCGCGCUGAAAGGGAGGAAGAGGAAGGCGAAGAGGUUUCCAACGAGGAAGACCAGGAGAGUGAGAACGGCUUGGCCCCUGGCCCCACCGUGGGAUCUUACGGCACGUCUCCGGAGGGGAUCGCCGGUUACAUGUCCUGCUGCAAACCUCUCGGGCCCGGCGAGUUUGACCCUUAUGUGGACGUCUAUGCUGUCGCAAGCUGCCCUGGAGCCCCUCAGAGGGAGGUCUACUUCAUGGGCCUGAUCGAUGUCCUGACUCAAUAUGACACGAAGAAGAAAGCAGCUCAUGCGGCCAAGACCGUUAAGCACGGGGCGGGCGCCGAAAUCUCUACCGUACACCCCGAGCAGUACGCCAAACGGUUCCGGGAUUUCAUCUCCAACAUUUUUGCAUAAAUGACAUGCCUUGCUAUUGACCAAAAUUGGUGUGCCCAGGCAAUAUUUUGAAUUUGUUGACAUGAAGACGACCUCCAUUGCAGAGAGACAGUAUAGCGUGCUUCAUUAUUAUGUGCUUCGUUAUUUCUCUGAAGGGAAGAAAUCUGGAUCUUUAAAUGACCCUGUUCAGUGUUCACUGUUCAAGUGCACAAUCGUUUCUUCCUUUUACAGUAAAGAUUGCAUUCGAAAAGGAAUUGCCUCUCCAAAGGUGGCCCUUCUGGCAACUUCCCUUUGGCACUAGAGGCCGCUGUUGCGUAGUACUGGCAUACAAGUCCGGGAACUAGGCAAUAGGUUCCCAGUGAUUAAUUCAAACUCUCUUGAACCGUAGCCCAUGAUCUUCAACUUCACUAGGAACUGAAGACGAGCGUUGUCAAACUGUGGAAGGUUUCUCUUAGUGGAAGCAAAACAAUAUGAAUGAAACUUGUGGGAAAGAGAGUCAAAUGACCAGCCUGUAAAUGAACUCAAUAUGUACAAAACCGCAUGUCGUUCGCAAGCACACUGACGUACAUUCCGGGAAGACAGAGCGUCACAGUUUUCUCUUGGAAGCAAAUGAUGAUUAAUGAGCAGUUUCAGAGGCCACAUGGCAGACUUGAAUGAGUCACUAACUUCCUGACGUGAGUCUCGGCAACAAAGUGAAUCAAGGAAUUUCUUGGACCUUGAAUGGAGAUGAAUUAAGGUUGCCCUAAUGACGUGCAUGAGAGAUGACAAAUGAGUGCCAAAAUGUGUGCCAUGUCCCCAAUCACGCAUGCAAAAUUGGCACUUGACUGUGACAGAAGUGCAAGGAAUGAAUUUGUUUGAAAAGAUUACACUACUUGUUAAUAUUUGAUUUAAAUAUUUAAUAUAUGCAAUUUGAAUUAAAAGCAUAUCAUAGUGGUAGUUUA